Messenger RNA from Drosophila mauritiana, 1890 nucleotides. RefSeq names its product putative polypeptide N-acetylgalactosaminyltransferase 10. NCBI's taxonomy places the organism in Eukaryota, Metazoa, Arthropoda, Insecta, Diptera, Drosophilidae. The record is from RefSeq and is a predicted model, not a curated record. Bases 1 to 1884 code for a protein of 627 amino acids. Gene Ontology annotation, cellular component: Golgi apparatus. The transcript has 4 exons.
AUGAAUAUGGAUCUUAGACUGAUUGUGCGUCUGUUGCUGGCCAUUCUAUUGACUUCCUUGGCAACUACCAUUUUAAUGGGCAAGCAGAUACACAGAAGACUAGUGGAGUCCAUGGUCAGCACAAUCGGCGAAAAGUAUAAUUCGCCAGCAAGGCAGCUUCUAAAAAGGGAGAUCGCGGAUUUCCCACCCCCACUAACACUGAACCAAACUGAACUGGACAUCUUAAAGACCCAGCGAAACAAUAGUUUCCGCCUGCCCCAGCAAGAAGCUAUUAAGGAGUGGCAGGAAGCGAUAUCCUUUAAAGAGGAUAGAAGCCGCACGGGAUUGGGUGAGCGGGGAAGAGCAGUUCAGUUACCAAACGCUAAAGUAAGCCUCGAUGAGCUCCAAGACUUCUAUGCCCAGAUCUCCGAUCGCAUUUCCCUGAACAGAUCUUUGCCGGAUACCAGACCUAUAAGUUGCCGGAAACGCCAGUAUCUGGAGAACCUACCCAAUGUGACAGUGAUAAUGGUAUUUCACGAUGAACAUCUCAGCGUUUUGCUAAGAUCUAUAACGAGCAUUAUAAAUCGCUCUCCUGUUGAUUUACUCAAGCAGAUUGUCCUCGUUGAUGACGAUAGUAACUUGCCGGAAUUAGGACAACAACUUGAAGAGAUUGUGGCUCAAAGCUUUCCCAAAAUCAUCCAGAUCCUAAGGCUUCCAGAACGACGUGGCUCCAUCAAAGCAAGUAUGGAGGCGAUUAAGGUGUCCAGCUGCCAAGUUUUGGUCUUUCUAGACUCUCACAUCGAAGUCAACAGCAAUUGGUUGCCUCCCCUGCUGGAACCUAUAGUUAUAAACCCACAUAUAGUAACCGGUCCCAUAUUAGAUGUCAUCUCACGCAAGACAUUUGCUUAUACCAAACAAAAUACGAUGACUCGUUCCGGUUUCAAUUGGUGGCUUGAGACUGAGAGAUUACCCAUUUUUCCCGAGGAUAGGAGUUCUGAUUCCACACCCUACCGUACACCGGUUUUACCAGGAGCAGCUAUGGCGAUUGACAGGAACUACUUCCUAAAUCUGGGGGGAUUUGAUGAGCAGCUGGACACCUGGGAAGCGGAGAAGUUCGAGAUAAGUUUCAAGGUCUGGAUGUGUGGUGGAAUGAUGCUGUAUGUUCCUUGCGCCCGUGUGGGUCACAUACGUAAAAGACCCAUGAAAUCGAUUAGUAGUCCAGGGUACUACCGUUUCCUGGCCAGGAACUACAAGCGAGUAGCUGAAGUUUGGAUGGAUAAUUACAAGAAGUAUGUGUACGACAAGAACCCGAAGCUCUAUAAGACGGCGAAUGCUGGUUUUCUUUUCCAAAGGAAAACCAAAAGAGAGGCUCUGGAGUGCAACAGCUUCGAUUGGUACAUGACCAAGGUGGCUCCGGAUUUUCUUAAAAGGUACCUAGCAUUGGAUUCGCCUUCGGUUUUCUCCGGGGUUAUUGAGAGUGUGGCAUUCCCUGGAUUCUGUGUGGACUCCCUGAAUCGUAGGCACACUAAGCCCGUGGUUUUAGCCCGGUGCACUGGGCAUAGUUCAAAGCCCGGCGAGCAUCAGAACUGGUCCUUAACGCAGGAUCAUGAGAUUCGACUGGGGAACAGCAAAGAUGAUUGCUUGGAAGCGCAGGGCCGAAGGUCAAAGUCCGUGUGGCUCUUUCGCUGCCACGAAAACGGUGGGAAUCAGUACUGGUUCUACAAUCACCGUCAUCGGUGGAUCCAACAGGGCCAACUAUGGGUGUGGUGCCUGGAAGCCCAGCUGGCCCGUGGUCAAAAGGUUGGCAAGGUUCUGGCCAAUAAAAUCUGCGAUAAAAGCCAACUGAAACAGCAAUGGAAAGUUGGCCGAAACGCGCCAUAUGAUCCACAAAGGGAGCCUAAUUAAAAUUUA